AUGGCCGGUGAUAUGCCCUGGCCUGAGGUGGCCAUUGGCAACAAGAACCAUGCCAACGCAGCUGUCGUCAUCAUCGGUGCUGGUAUCUCUGGCAUGUGCACUGCCAUCGACUUGAUCAAACGUAACAACUGCCGCAACUUCAUCAUCUUGGAGAAGAGUGCAGGUGUAGGCGGCACAUGCUACAGCUUUGCUCAGAAUAGUGACUGGACCCGAGAGUACCCAGGCCAAGAAGAGAUCUUAUCGUAUCUCACUCGAGUCGCUCAAGAGUACAAGCUGUAUCAGCACGUGCGCUUUAACACGACGGUGGAUGAGGCUAGGUGGGAUGAUGAGCUCCAGAAAUGGAGGACGAAGGUCUCCACCGCGCCCGGCAGUAAGGAGGCAGAGUUCAAUCCAAAUUAUGAGAUCAAGAGUGACUUUCUCGUUUCUGCUGUGGGCCAACUCAACCAGCCGGCGUACCCCAAGAUCGAUGGGCUGGACAACUUCGACGGGAAGAAGAUGCAUAGUGCGAGGUGGGAUUGGAGCUAUGACUUGAAGGACAAGAAGAUCGCACUCAUCGGCAAUGGCUGCACGGCCGUCCAGAUCCUACCGGAAAUAGCCAAGGAUGCAAAGCAUGUCACAGUCUUCCAGAGAACUCCAAACUGGGUCGUUCCUCGCGCCGACCAGCCAAUCACUCCACUGAUGCGAAAUAUGCUUCGAUACGUUCCACCUCUUCGUUGGCGCAAGCGUGCCGUUCAGAUGGACUUUCGUGAGUGGACUUACGGCGCCAUAGUUGACCCAAGCUCGGAGCCUGCAAAGCAGUUCAAGGAGUUGGCACUCGACAUGUUACACCGGCAACUACCAGAUCAGCCUGAGAUGUGGGAAAAGCUCACACCGACGUACACGCUCGGCUGCAAGCGCAUCAUCAUCUCCGACGACUACUACCCAGCAAUUAACCAAGACAACGUGUCGCUAGAGGUAAGACCCAUCGCCAGUGUAAGCGGCAAGAACGUCAAGGUCAAGACUGAUAUUGGCGAUGCCGUCGACACCGACACCGACUACGACCUCCUGGUCUGCGCGACCGGCUUCAGGACGUUGGAAUUUAUGCAUCCCAUCAAGAUCUACGGCAAAGGUGGUCGCUCACUCCACGACAUCUGGAAAGAUGGCGCCCACGGCUACAACGGCACUUGCGUGACCGACCUUCCCAACUUUGGUAUGCUCUACGGACCGAAUACGAACUUAGGCCACAACAGCAUCAUUCUCAUGAUCGAAGCUCAGAGCAAGUAUAUCAACGGUCUGAUCAAGCCGGUGCUAGAAGCACGCAAACAAGGCAAAUCGCUCAGCCUACGGCCAAAGGACGAGAAGGUCAAGGCGUACAACGAGAGGGUUCAAGAAGUGCUCAAGAAUUCAAGCUUCAACGACUCGACGUGCAAUUCUUGGUACAAGAAUGAGCAAGGUAUGAUUACUAACAACUGGAGCGGCACUGUGGUCGAGUACCAGGAGAUCUUGAGCAAGGUCGAUUAUGAGGACUACAUUGCUGAAGGUUCGGGCAAGACUAUUGUGGAGCGCCAGAAGUCCUUGAAGAUCGGUAGAGUGGUUGAGGAGACACAGAUGAGUGAUAGGACGUUGUUGGCUCUGGGACUGGUGAGCACGGCGGCUGUGGUCGGCGGGUUUCUGUUACGUAACUCAAAGCAUUUGACUCCCUAUCUGAACUCGAUCAAGCUGAGGUAG
Recurvomyces mirabilis is the source of this 1707-nucleotide messenger RNA. RefSeq lists its product as uncharacterized. The record is from RefSeq and is a predicted model, not a curated record. The transcript has 4 exons. Gene Ontology annotation, molecular function: oxidoreductase activity. NCBI's taxonomy places the organism in Eukaryota, Fungi, Ascomycota, Dothideomycetes, Mycosphaerellales, Teratosphaeriaceae. Bases 1 to 1707 code for a protein of 568 amino acids.